This is a messenger RNA of Chelonia mydas (Green sea turtle), 3119 nucleotides long. Its product is annotated as tigger transposable element-derived protein 1. Bases 1261 to 3042 code for a protein of 593 amino acids. Gene Ontology annotation, cellular component: nucleus. Gene Ontology annotation, molecular function: DNA binding. NCBI's taxonomy places the organism in Eukaryota, Metazoa, Chordata, Testudines, Cheloniidae. The record is from RefSeq and is a predicted model, not a curated record. The transcript has 2 exons.
AUAAGGGAGCAUUGUGCAACUUUAAAUGAGCCUGUUCCCUAAUUGAUCAGCAACGUAACAACGAAACAAAAUGUUAACUGUUAAGUGAGGAGUUACUGUAAUGAGAAAGGAAAGCACAGGGGAGACACAAUAACUUUUUUUUUUUUUUUAGAAGUGAUCUGAUAAUUAUUAUUAUCGAUGAUCACUUUUCUGCUGACAACAAUGUAUAGUUAUAGCCCAGCCUUUAGUUCAGGAUCUGUUCACCUUCUCAGACUGAGAAACAUCUUGCUGAAUGAGUAGGUCCAUUGAAAUUACAGAGGCUACUCAAGGAACAAGGUACUACUCAAUGAGAGGAAGGAUAAUCCAAUGGGUAGGGUGUUCUCCUCGGACUUGGAAGACCUAUUCCCUGCUCUGCCACAAACUGCCUGUGUGACUGGAAAAGAGAGAUUAUUUCAAAAUUGCAAGAAUAAAUACACUGAAGAAUGUGAGGUGCUGUUUAAGUGCUAUGGUAAUCAGGACCAUAUAAGUGUGAUAGAUAGGUAGAUAGAUAGAUAAGAGGAGCAGAAUCUGGCUCUGAAUUUUUUGACAAUUCUUGUUUAAAAAGCUGUUAAUAUCUAAUGUACAUGUUAGCCUUGCAUUUGGGGUAAGUGUGAUCACAUAUAAUUCUUUUUACAACACAGUUAGAAUUUGGAAGAUAGGUAACUGGAUACCAGAGCUUUUCUUCUAUGGAUCACAGUUGAUUGAUGCUGCAUGAUCCCAACCACUCCAGGCUGAAGGGAGUGAAGAGUAGCACGUGCAUGCGCCGUCCGGAGAAGGGUGUGGUGCGCUCCAGCAGGCCGGGAUAGCGUGGGUUCAUCAUCAGCUUCAGUUUCUGCAGGGAAGUGUUUGCAGCCACUGUCGUGAGUCUGUUGUGUCUCCUGCGUCCAUCUGUGCUGCCUUGUAGAGCUUGAGGCUACAUUGAGAACACUGUGUUAACUCUUGAGGGUUCAGCCGAGUGCUAGUUCAUCAUUUAGCAGCAAGGCAUUCCCUGGGAAAUAUCCCACCUGAUCUCAACACGUUGCUUUAGGAGACGUUCAUGAGCAGAUCUGCAGAGAAUCCUCUGAUGAGUAACUGCAGGGAGAUUUGGGGAAAGGGGAGCUGCUGCUAAGGUGUGUGAGCAAGAAACUGAAGGGGCUCAAGAAGCUGACAUAGGACAUUGUUCCAGUGAUCCUGUGCAAGUCUGUUUUAAAUGUAAUGGUGGAGGGCUCGUUGUGAUUGUACUGUACAGUAUCACCCAGCAUCAUGAGUCAAAAACGCCGAGCAAGUCAUAGUGGAGUGCCUAGUGGUAGCAGUACCACUAGCAGUAAGAAAACCAGGAAAACCAUUAGUUUGGGUACUAAAUUAGACGUUUUAAGGCAUUUUGAUGCAGGUGAGCGUGCGGUAGACAUUGGCAUCACUCUAGGUCUUACUCCGACCACCGUGAGAACAAUUCGGAGUAAUGCCGACAAGAUCAGGGCUAGUGCUCGGUGUGUAACACCGCUUAGUGCUACUAAAAUAAGUCGAUCAAGAAGUAGUUUGAUGGAAAACAUGGAGCGUCUUCUCUCAGUGUGGAUAGAGGACCAAAACCAGCGGAACAUACCUCUAAGUUUGCCUGUGAUACAAGCGAAGGCAAAAAGUUUGUAUGACAAAUUAAAGAGAGACCAAGGUGAAGGAUCACAGACAGAGAUGUUCAUGGCAAGUCGGGGGUGGUUUGAUCGGUUCAAGAAGCGCUUCCACCUGCACAACAUGAAGAUGUCCGGUGAGGUGGCUAGUGCCGAUCCUGCAGCAGCUAAAAAAUUCCCCGACUAUCUCAAGAAAAUAAUUGAGGAAUGUGGCUAUUCACCAAAGCAAGUCUUCAAUGUCAAUGAAACGAGCCUCUACUGGAAGAUGAUGCCUGAACGGACGUGCAUUUCCCGAGAGGAGAAGACAGCGCCUGGAUUUAAAGCAGUUAAAGAUCGCCUAACCUUGCUUCUAGGUGGUAAUGCUGCUGGAGACAUGAAGAUGAAACCACUGACUGUGUACCAAUUUGAAACACCACGAGCUCUCAAGGGAUUUUCAAAGGAACACCUUCCGGUCAUUUGGAGAUCCAAUAAGAAGGCAUGGAUAACUGGAGCUAUUUUUUCAGAAUGGCUGACUCUCUAUGCCGUCCCUGCAUGGAAGGAAUAUUGUGCCAAGGAAAACCUUGAUUUCAAGAUUUUAUUACUUAUUGAUGAUGUACCAGCUCAUCCAGUCAACCUGGACGACCUCUGCGAAAAUGUCAAAGUUGUCUUUCUGCCGCCAAACACCACAUCACUCAUUCAGCCCAUGGACCAAGGAGCCAUUGCUGCAUUUAAGGCAUAUUACUUACGCCGUACUUUCGACCAGCUCAUCAGAGGCACUGAUGGCGAAGGCAAGCCUACAAUUCGGCAAUUUUGGCGUGACUACAACAUCCUCAAGUGCAUCAAUAACAUCGGUGAGUCCUGGGCUGAAGUUACUCAGGCAUGCAUGAACGGUGUGUGGUGGAAGUUGUGGCCUGAAUGUGUCAAUGACUUAAAAGGAUUUAAAGAUGUUGUUCCCGCUAUGAAGAAAGAUAUUCUCGGCUUGGCCAAGAAAGCGGGUUUUGAUAAGGUGGAAGAAGCCGACGUUACACAACUUCUGCAGUCACACGGAGAAGAGCUAACUAAUGAAGAUCUGAUGCAACUAGACAUGAUGAGAGCAGUGGAAGACGAGGGCCAAGAAGUAAAAGAAGAACCAACCCAUCGAAAUUUGACUGCCAAACGGCUUUCUGAAGCUUUCCAAAUGAUUGAAGCUGGCUUGCAAAUCCUUAGUGAUGACGAUCCUGACAGGGAACGCAGCUCCAAAGUUAUUAGGGGAAUUGGUCAUCUAAUGACUUGCUAUAAAGAAAUUUACCAAGAAAAAAAAAGGAAAGCAAAACAACCAUCUCUAGAUAUGUUUUUUCGAGUUGUGACGGUUAAGGAAGAACAGCAAGAGGAGCAGCCGGACGAUCCACGCUCUUCCACCUCUGACUUCACCACCUCAACCAAGCUUAACAAUCAUCAUUGCUGAGUACAGUAUUAAAUUGUUUGUUUAAAACGUAUACCUGCAUUAAAUUGUUUGUUUAAAAUUUUUUAAAACUUAUACGG